AUGUCGGACAUUACUCAGGAGGAGAUUGUGGAAAUCGUGACCAACUUCCUGUUGAACUCGCCUCCCGGCGAGUUCAUGGAGGUCGUGACCGAUGUCCGUGGCCUGCUUCCCGAUGAGUCAAUCCUCAAUGAUUCGGCCCCCGCUACCUUCAGGGAGUACAACACCGACCAGAUGCUUCAGAUGCAGUCCCCUGGCAAUCCCCACAAGUUCCUCAUCACCAAGUUCGGUGAGGUCGGCAACGGCGAGUACCUCGACCCCCGCGGGCGCCAGGUCGUCCAUUUCGACCACAUUCGCCAGGAAGUCACUGGUUCGCGCCCCAUCAGCGGCGAGCUUGACAACAGCGUCGAGUCCUUCAGGGCCGCUUUUGAUGACAAGGCAACCGAGUACACCAACGAACACUACCAGAACGGUACUGCCACCAUCUACGGCAAGAAGGAGGGCGGCUCUGUGGUGGUCACCAUCUGCAUCUCUUCUGCGAGGUUCAACCCCAACAACUUCUGCGGUGGCAACGUCGACAUUUCGGGUGUGCUGAAGGUCAACGUCCACUACUACGAAGACGGUAACGUCCAGCUCAACACUGAGACCCCCGUCAAGAUCAGCGCCACCGGCAGUGAUGCCCGUGGUCUGGCUGACGCCGUUGUGAAGGCCAUCGACAAGGCCGAGUCCAACUUCCACAAGUCUCUGGAGACGAGCUACAACACCAUGGGUGACACCACCUUCAAGGCCCUGAGGAGAGUGCUUCCCAUCACCCGCACCAAGAUCGACUGGACGAAGAUCCAGAACUACAAGUCUGGCGGUGAUGCUGGCGGUAAGGCCGCGGCUUCGAGGGGAGUCAGGAACUAA
Acanthamoeba castellanii str. Neff is the source of this 843-nucleotide messenger RNA. Its product is annotated as Factin-capping protein subunit alpha-2, putative. The coding region runs from base 1 to 843 and encodes 280 amino acids. Gene Ontology annotation, molecular function: actin filament binding. Gene Ontology annotation, cellular component: actin cortical patch; F-actin capping protein complex. Lineage: Eukaryota; Discosea; Longamoebia; Acanthamoebidae. Gene Ontology annotation, biological process: actin cytoskeleton organization; barbed-end actin filament capping. The transcript has 7 exons. The record is from RefSeq and is a predicted model, not a curated record.